Messenger RNA from Maniola jurtina (meadow brown), 1216 nucleotides. Its product is annotated as superoxide dismutase [Cu-Zn]-like. The transcript is spliced from 6 exons. The record is from RefSeq and is a predicted model, not a curated record. Gene Ontology annotation, biological process: removal of superoxide radicals. NCBI's taxonomy places the organism in Eukaryota, Metazoa, Arthropoda, Insecta, Lepidoptera, Nymphalidae. Gene Ontology annotation, molecular function: superoxide dismutase activity; copper ion binding. The coding region runs from base 322 to 1044 and encodes 240 amino acids.
UAGCGCACCGCUUAGCUUGUUACAUCGCGAUAAGCCGUGGCCCUGGAUUACGUAACGCCUCUCAAUCAAGAACCUUGGCAACUCACGAAGACCUAAUGACAACCAUCCUCACGGAUUCAUUACACGAACUGAGAAAAAAAAGCUUAAACCACCUCUAGUCUAAAUAACAACUCAUUGUUCACUAAACCUUUGAUAAGACAACGCGUAUAACAAAAAAGUUACUUUGUACGUAAUCGUCCAGUAGAAUUUUUUAAACUCGAUUUUUUUAUCAUUCGGAUAGUCAAAAUUUGAACUGUUUUAAGUAACUGAAAAAGUUAAACAAUGAAUUUACGGCUGCACAUAUUUUUCGGCCAAUUCGUUUGGUUAAUAUCGGUAUUGAAUGGUAAAAGCUUGCAAGGCAUACCCGGGUAUGGCAGGAAUCUGGUGAUAAAAGCGAUACCGGCCGUCGAAGACUACCAGAGUGCUCUUUAUGAAGUGUUUAUGGAGCCAUAUUUAUAUGAACUCGGCUCAGGCUAUCCCGUGGGGGAUCGAUCACAAAAGCAAAUAGAAUUGGCCGAGCACCGGCAACCCGGUCCAGGGCUCAAAGCGAUAGUCCACUUAGAAGCCGACCAAGAAUCAGGUGUAGAAGGCGAACUUAUCUUCACACAAAUCGUUCCUAACGGGCCGGUGCAGAUCGAAGGCAAUGUGACCGGCUUGCCUGCCGGUCUACAUGGCUUGCAUGUUCACCAGAGUGGCGAUAUUGAUGGGAACUGUAUGGAGAUUGGUCCUCACUUUAUAGCUUAUUAUGGACGACACGGUGGCCCGCGUGACCACAUCCGCCACGUGGGCGACCUGGGCAACAUAAAGGCUGAAGAGGGUACUCCGCUUAGUGUGAAAAUCUUCGACCACCUCAUCUCUUUGACGGGUCCCAGGUCUAUAGUGGGGCGGUCUAUAGCUAUAACGAAGAGUGAGGACGACUAUGGCAGAGCUGGCACGGAAGACAGCGCGCUAACUGGAACAUCAGGACCGGCCAUCGCUUGUGGGGUUAUAGGAUAUUUGAACUGAAUGCUGAAGAUCACGCUGGCUUCCCACGGUUGAACAAAUAUUACCGACUGUGAUAUCCCACUUUUAGCGUAUCAUAUCUAUGCUGAACGCAACAUCCUCCAUAUUAAUAUUCUAAUUAAUGCAAAAGUGUGUCUGUCUGUCUGCUAGCUUUACACGGCCCAAAUGUUUAACC